Lachancea fermentati is the source of this 546-nucleotide messenger RNA. NCBI's taxonomy places the organism in Eukaryota, Fungi, Ascomycota, Saccharomycetes, Saccharomycetales, Saccharomycetaceae. The record is from the annotation of a GenBank genome assembly.
AUGACUAACAUCACGUAUAAAAAAGGAGACUGCUUAGCAUAUGGCAUUAAACACCCAAGGGUAGUAAUACAUUCAUGCAACUGUAAUGGUACCUGGGGCGGCGGUAUUGCGCGCCAGAUGGCUAUCAAAUAUUACCGGGCUGAAAGUGACUAUAUAGAUAUAUGUGAUAAAUUUGGAUCAAAACUUCUGGGAAAAUUCAUCCUCAUUCCAAGUUAUAGAACUCCAAAUUUGUUAAUUGGAUGUUUGUUUACUGCAUCGUUUGGUGGAGAGCAGCAUGGAACUGGAAAAAGUAUAUUACAUUAUACUAAGCUCGCUUUACAAGAUAUGAUCAAUAAAUUGAGUGGUGAAGAGCUAAUCCAGGAUGAAAUCGACUCUUAUUCAUCCAAAUAUAUGAAGAAUAUUCAGGUUUACAUGAAGAUACCAAUUUCCGAAUAUGAAUUAGAAAUGCCGAAAAUCAAUAGUGGCAUUUUUGGCGUCCCAUGGCCUGAAACCGAAAAGCUCCUUGAAGAGUUUUCAUCCUCCAAAUUUACGGUAUAUGAAAUUUAA